Falco peregrinus (peregrine falcon) is the source of this 1936-nucleotide messenger RNA. It is a transcript of the gene MAD2L1BP, whose product is annotated as MAD2L1 binding protein. Gene Ontology annotation, cellular component: nucleus. The transcript is spliced from 2 exons. The record is from RefSeq and is a predicted model, not a curated record. Gene Ontology annotation, biological process: regulation of exit from mitosis. NCBI's taxonomy places the organism in Eukaryota, Metazoa, Chordata, Aves, Falconiformes, Falconidae. Bases 967 to 1854 code for a protein of 295 amino acids.
UCGCGGCGGGGCGGGGCCUCGCUGAGCGACAACGGCCGACCGGCGCCCGCUUCUUACUGGCGUCGUUGGAACGUUACUGAGGGCGCUCGGCACAGGCGGUACCUCAUCACCGCACAGCCCGGUCGCAGAGCUCCUGCCGCGGGGGGCGACAGCAAGACCCCCUUGCCGUGCGCCGCAUCACCUCACCGAGCGUUUGGCCCGUCUCCCACCGCCGCCAAGCCUCGUUUUUCUCCACCGCAUCCUCUGGCGAGGGCGGCACCCGGUUAGUCUUUGCAACUUUAACACUCUUUGGGGCUUUUAGCAUGCGCUGCCGCGGAGGAACCUCGCCCACCCUCCUCGCCGGGGAGCGGCUCCUCCCGCCCCCCGCCGGCAGCGACCGCCCUCGCCGCGCCGUGUCCUGGCGGCAGCACCCAAUGGGGCUGCGGCCACGUUGUUUCCAAACACGGCGACUCCCACUCGCGGCACGCUCCCAGCCUCCCGGCCGCGGGAGGAGAGCCUGCCGCAGGCCAAAGGGAGUGCUGCCAGGGCCCGGAGCCAGCAAGGCUGCCAGGCCCCAGGGCGGCCAGCCUGGCUGGGCUCCAGCGCAGGGCGGGGGCCAAACCAGUCAGCCUGUUUCCCGGAGCCCCCCGGGCAGCCCUGCAAGGACGCAGCCGCACCUCACGGCGCCCGCGCCCGGGCACCCGGGCCUGCCGCAGCCGCCGCGGUGCCCCCUCAGCGCGGCGGCCGUUAGCCCCACCGAGCACUUCAGCAACGGCCCCUGGACCUGCUCCCCGCACAGCUACCAAGGCAGGAGAAGCGAGCCGGCCGGGUCAGCCCGCUCCGCUCCGCUGCCCGGGGCCGGGCUGGCCGCGGGCCCCCCCUCCCGCCGGGCCGCGGCGAGCUGCGGGGCUGAAGGCGCGCCCGGCCCUGGCCGACAUAACGCCAGCGCCGCCGCGGGCCGAGAGGGGCGAGUGCGCCGCCGCUCCCAUGAUGCCGUGCGGCGCACGCGGCCGUUCAAAUCCCAGCUGGCCGUUCUACGUUGGCCGGGAAAUGGCGGCUCCUGGCGUUGCGGUGGCGCCUGUUCUCGCCCGAGCGGCCUCUUCGGCGUCCCCGCUUCUCAUAGCUGAGGCGUUACCGGCCCUAGAUCGUGGUGACGAGAUGAGGACCCGGCAGAGCAGCCCUCCGGUCGCCUACCCCUCGGUAUCCGUGGUGUUCCCGGGCGCUGUGAGCCGGGAGAGCUGCUGCCGCUUCGCCUGCGAACUGCUCAAGCACGUCCUGUACCAGCGGCACCAGCUCCCGCUGCCCUACGAGCAGCUCGCCCACUUCUGCUGGCGGGCGGCGCAGGGUGGAGAAGUGAUGAAGAAGCCACCCUCCAUGGACCUGGCAAGCAAGAAGUGCCAGCAGGUGCUGGUAGAACUGGAGGAAAUGUUCCAGCACUUGGAAAUAAUGUUUAGUUUGACAGUGGUUCCUCGGGUUCUUAUUCUGCUUGGAGGCAAUGUCAUGAGCCCCAAGGAGCUCUAUGAGCUCAACUUUGAGGGUAUCUGUGAGGGCAGCGCUGAGGAGAGCCUCAAAACUGGAUCCUGUGUUCGCAAGCUCUUUCACUCACUCUUUGUUGCAGAUGUCUUCAGUGAGCUGAAGGCUCUCCCUGUCAUGGGCACUGUUGUUAUGCUCCAGGGACACCGUGAUUGUGGUGUUGAUUGGUUCCGGCCCAAGCUCAACUAUAAAGUGCCAACCCGAGGGAGGAAACUAACUGUUAACCUGUCCUGUGAUGGAGACGUCAACGUAAAUGCCUCGGCUCCUCAGCAUGUGACUUCUGCUUGGGAGGACUAUGUCUGGUUUCAAGCACCAGUGGCGCUGAAAGGCUUUCAUGAAUGACCUACACUCUGUAGAACUUUAAUGGAAUAUUGAAUAAAAUUUGGUGUUGCUUUAAGUGAUAACUUUAUCAAAUAUAACCGUG